Molecule: messenger RNA, 1121 nt
Organism: Salvia miltiorrhiza (redroot sage)
Lineage: Eukaryota; Viridiplantae; Streptophyta; Magnoliopsida; Lamiales; Lamiaceae
Product: probable plastid-lipid-associated protein 12, chloroplastic
Exons: 10
Coding region: 33-983 (316 amino acids)
Source: RefSeq, a predicted model, not a curated record
GAGAAAAAUCCAUUUGAUAUGUUAAUAUAUGUAUGAUGAGGCAGGAAGUUGAAAGGGCAGUAGAGAAAUUGGAAGAUGUAAAGGGCGUUCCAGAACCAACAGGUUCAACCUUAAUUGAAGGCCGUUGGCAGUUAAUGUUCACAACACGGCCACCAACAGCUUCUCCCAUUCAGAGAAGCUUUGUGGGGGUUGAUUCGUUCAGUGUAUUUCAGGAGAUAUAUCUUCAAACCGACGAUCCACGUGUCUCCAAUAUUAUAAAUUUUUCUGAUACAAUUGGCGACUUGAAAGUAGAGGCAUCAGCUUCAGCCAAAGAUGGGAAACGGAUCCUCUUCCAGUUUGACAGAGCUGCCUUUUCCUUUAAAUUUCUUCCCUUCAAAGUCCCCUACCCUGUACCGUUUAGACUUCUUGGAGAUGAAGCAAAGGGCUGGUUGGAUACCACUUACUUGUCCCAAUCAGGAAAUAUCCGUAUAUCACGUGGGAACAAGGGAACAACGUUUGUGCUGCAAAAACAAACUGAAGAAAGACAGAGGUUGUUAUCAGCCAUUUCAAGGGGUGGUCCACAAGUGAGACAGGCCAUUGAUAAGUUUGUCACUGUAAAUCAAAGCACUACUAAAGGUGAAUUUGAACUUCUUGAAGGCGAGUGGCUGAUGAUAUGGAGUUCACAGGAAGUAACCGAGAGUUGGAUAGAGAAUGCUUCAAAAGGUUUGAUGGGCAAGCAGAUCAUCAAGCCAAAUGGUCAGAUGAAAUUUCUGGUUGAUAUUCUGUUUGGUCUCAGAUUUUCAAUGACCGGAAAAUACGUGAAAUCCGGGUUCAACGCGUAUGAUGUGGUGAUGGAUGAUGCAGCAAUAGUGGCUGGUCCGUAUGGGAUACCGGCAGAAAUGGAAACCAAGUACACGCUUCAACUUCUAUAUGGUGAUGAAAAGAUCAGAAUUAGUCGCGGCUACGCUGACAUUCUUUUCGUGCACAUCCGCCUUCACAAAUAGAGCAUCAGAUUAUAAGAAUCACAAAAAAGAGUCAUGCGUUGUUGUUCUUGAAUUGCGAAACAACUGUAAUAAGCCCUAUAGCUUUUUAUCAGCACCUUUAAACGAGCCAUAAUUGAGUUUAUUAAUAUUUGGCUCUAA